CACAAGCUAACGUUAAUCUUUAUUUUUUUAUUUAUAAGCGCGUCAGUCUACGCAACAAUUCUAAUCUAAUAACGCGGCAGAAUGACGCUUUACAAAAUGUCUGUCAGUCUUAUGAGGAGCUCUUUGUUGGAGGCUGUGCAGCACUGCUAGCAGCAUUAGCUCAUAACAGUUUUGUCUUUUUAAAGUGAAGGGUUGCUCAGUUGUUGUUUUUAAAGGUUCCUAUGAUUCUUAGAUCACUUACAUCGGUUGUGUGUACAUCAUGCUUCACUGUUAUUAUAUUGUAUUAUAGCAUUUGGUCGUCUUCUGUCAUCGUAGAAGGAUUUUUUGGGACACUUCUCCAAAAAAUGACUCGAAAGCCCAAGCAGAUUUGUUAGAUGGAUCAAGCCAAGUAAAAGAUGAUGUAGCUUCUAUCACAGCUGCUGCCAAGAAGUCAGAGCCUAUGGGUGGAAUGUCAUCAAUGAUGUCAAAUCUGCAGCCUGGGAAAGAGUCUAUCAGAGCUGGAGAAGAAGGAGAGAAAUCUUCUCCAGCAACAUCACCAAAUAAACCUGCUCCGGGUCAUGCAGCCAAGUCCAUCCCAUCAAUGUCCUCCUCUGUGUUGGCCUCCUCUCCAUCAACAUCUUCCACACUGUCCCCUGGUCGAGCGAAAAUGAGCGUUUCUGGACCCGGCAGCAGUAAAUCUGUCCUGCAACCUGCUCCUUCUUCAUGUUCCUCAUCUCCUUCUGUUUCUCCUGCCCCACCCAAGAUCCACCGAGCCCGCAAGACCAUGAACAGGCCUCCACUGGGGCAGAUUAGUCAUGUUGACGCACCCGGUACUUCUUCAGGACCCUGUACCUCCUUUUCAUCAGACUCUGAAACUGUUGUUGCCAAAAGAAGAAAAUUGAGUCACCUAUCAGACAACACAACGGAGAAGUCUGAAAACAUUCCUGACAAUGCUCAAACCAUGGAAAAAACACUACACCAUAAAAAUGUGGAGCAUGAUGCUAAGACCUCACCAGUGAAGAACAGCAGCAGCUUAGGGAGGUCAUAUGAGCAAGUGGCUGAGAAAAAAAACAAUUCAGAAAAGAUUGAAAAUAUCCGGGGAGAAGCACGUGAUAACACUACAGAUACAGAGGGGUCAGUGAACAUGUGGGAUCAUAGUUCUGCUGAUUCUGAAAAACAGAAAGCUGUCCAGAGUAGAAAUGAAGGCGAGGCGUCUUUGUGGCCACAGUCGGAUCCGGACAAAGAAAGUAACAAUGAGGAUGGGGCGGAGACAGCGAGAGGAAGGUCAGCAGAGUACACAGAGGUUCCCUUGGGUGCACUGGACAUCGCUGCUGCAGAUAGUCUGACACUGUCUCCAAACCAUGAGGGCAGUGAUGCAGGAGACAUGGAGCGGCUGGAGGAGCUUCCUCUGUGCAGCUGCAGGAUGGAGGCUCCUCGUGUCGACAACACCAGCCACCGCAUCAGCAGACAGUGUAUGGCCACCGAAAGCGUCAACGGAGAGCUGAGAGCUUGUACCAAUCAGACUAUUAAAGGGGAAACAAUGCGGCCAUCGAGUCGCGUGCCUCUGAUGGUGCUUUGUGACGUUCAUCGCUCACACAUGGUCAAACACCACUGCUGUCCUGGGUGUGGCUACUUCUGCAUCGCGGGUACAUUUCUCGAGUGCUGUCCAGAUCAGCGCAUUGCUCACCGUUUCCACCGCGGCUGCGUGACGGUGCUGGGCGGUGGGCGCAGCAGAGCAAAUGGCGGCGGAAUGCUGUUUUGUCCCCACUGCGGAGAAGAUGCUUCUGAGGCCCAGGAGGUCACUAUCUCCUCCUUCAACUCAGCCACUGCCUCCGCGACCACUGUUGUCACCAUGUCAGCGUCCUCUACCACCACCCCGUCUCUGCCGCCAUUUGUCCCCUCCGCACCCUCUCUAACCGCCUCCACGGGGGCAAUGAAGGACGGGAGGAUGCCUGAAAGGCCUGUCAGCGCGCGUAUGCGCAGCCAUGGUUUAGUAACACUGGCAGUGGAGCAGCAGCAGCAGCAGCCUCCUCAGCCUGUUGCUUCAGUAGCCACUGUGGCCACCGUCCUGCCAGCAGAGGAGGGAGUUGACAGCGUAGGGCCCUCUCUCUGCAUGCCCAAUGGGAAACCCAUCAGUCCCAGUGCCCUUCCACCUGGACCCAGCAGGGCAGCACUGCAGAAGGCCAUCCUCACACAGGACACUGAAAGGAGGAAAAAGCUGCGGUUCCACCCUCGCCAGCUUUACCCAGCUGCCAAGCAAGGAGAGGUGCAGCGAGUCCUGCUCAUGCUGAUGGAGGGCAUCGAUCCAACCUACCAGCCGGACUCCCAGAACAGGCGCUCUGCCCUACAUGCUGCAGCUCAGAGAGGUCUGCUGGAAAUUUGUUACAUACUGAUACAGGCGGGCGCUCAGGUGGAUGCCCAGGACAAAGACUUGAGGACUCCCCUGUUGGAAGCGAUCAUCAAUAAUCACAUUGAGGUGGCUCGCUACCUCAUCCAAAAUAGUGCCUGUGUCUAUCAUGUUGAGGAGGACGGAUACACUGGCCUCCACCACGCAGCCAAGCUGGGCAACCUAGAAAUCGUCAGAAUGCUCCUGGAGACGGGGCAGGUUGACGUGAAUGCACAGGAUAAUGGUGGCUGGACACCAAUCAUUUGGGCUGCAGAGCACAAACACGUGGAGGUGAUAAAAGCUUUACUGAACCGAGGCGCUGACGUCACAGUCAAAGAUAAGGAGCUGAAUGUUUGUCUCCACUGGGCGGCAUAUGCCGGGAAUGUGGAUAUAGCAGAGCUGGUGCUGAACGCUGGCUGCUCCCUCGCCUCAGUUAACAUGCACGGAGACACGCCACUCCACAUCGCCGCGAGGGAGGGAUACUUGGAAUGCGUUACGUUGUUCCUGUCCAGAGGUGCAGACAUCGACAUCAUGAACAGGGAAGGAGACACGCCCCUCAGCCUCGCUCGGUCUGACACUCCAGUGUGGGUUGCGCUGCAGAUCAACAGGAAGUUGCGGCGGGGAAUCACCAAUCGCAUGCUUCGAACAGAAAAGAUCAUUUGCAGUGAUGUCGCACAAGGCUACGAGAAUGUACCGAUUCCCUGUGUAAAUGCGGUGGACGAUGAGGGUUGUCCUUCGGACUACAAAUAUGUUUCAGAAAACUGCGAAACGUCGGCCAUGAACAUAGACCGCAACAUUACACACUUACAGCAUUGUAGCUGCAUUGAUGACUGCUCAUCUAGUAACUGUCUUUGUGGACAGCUCAGCAUCCGCUGCUGGUAUGACAAGGACCAGAGGCUGCUCCAGGAGUUCAACAAAAUUGAACCUCCACUUAUUUUUGAGUGCAACAUGGCCUGUUCCUGUCACCGAACGUGCAAGAACAGGGUGGUGCAGGCAGGCAUCAAAGUUCGUCUUCAGCUCUACAGGACAGAGAAGAUGGGCUGGGGUGUCCGGGCAAUGCAGGACAUUCCCCAGGGAAGCUUUAUCUGCGAAUAUGUAGGAGAGCUGAUCUCUGAUGCAGAGGCCGAUGUUCGAGAAGACGACUCCUACCUCUUUGACCUGGAUAACAAGGAUGGGGAGGUGUACUGCAUCGAUGCCAGGUACUACGGAAACAUCAGCCGCUUCAUCAACCACCUGUGCGACCCCAACCUCAUCCCAGUGCGCGUGUUCAUGCUGCACCAGGACCUGAGGUUUCCCCGCAUCGCCUUUUUCAGCUCCAGAGACAUUCUCAGCGGUCAAGAGCUAGGGUUUGACUAUGGCGACCGGUUUUGGGACAUUAAAAGCAAGUAUUUCACCUGCCAGUGUGGGUCAGAGAAAUGCAAGCACUCGGCCGAGGCCAUCGCGCUGGAGCAGAGCAGGCUGGCUCGGCUGGAGGCUUGUCCAGAGUCUGGGACCGACUGUGGGAUGACCAUGCUUGGAAGCUCCUAACACUUUCUGUGGGGCCUUAGGGUUAAGCUCCUCAGUUUUACAUGACCACGUCACCUUGAGGACUUUGUCACCUUUAAAUGUCUCUGUUUCAUGCAUGGUGCUGUUUUUAUUUCUUUCUGAAGUUUUCCCGAUUCUAAGAUGAAUCGUUUCUAUGUAACUGAGAACCUGCUCCUAAAAGACUUUUUGGUUUUAUUCUGACAGUGCAGAUGUUUUGUUGUAUUUAACUGUGUUUGCCUUUACACACAACAACGUGCAUUUAGCAGUCACACAUAAUAGUAUCUAUACAUUUGUUUUCUGUUGUGCCAAUGAACAGUGAAGCACACCUCAACAAUAGGCCCCUACUGUACUCCAUAAUGUCUGAGGUUUAGUUUUGAUCAUGUUCUUUAUUUUUAUACUUGUCGUUUUCUUUGUCAUAUUUAGUUUAAUAAAUUAGCUCAUGAGUGGCUCUUUGG
Molecule: messenger RNA, 4344 nt
Organism: Betta splendens (Siamese fighting fish)
Lineage: Eukaryota; Metazoa; Chordata; Actinopteri; Anabantiformes; Osphronemidae
Gene: ehmt2
Product: euchromatic histone-lysine N-methyltransferase 2
Exons: 28
Coding region: 440-3892 (1150 amino acids)
Cellular component (GO): nucleus
Molecular function (GO): p53 binding; histone methyltransferase activity; zinc ion binding
Source: RefSeq, a predicted model, not a curated record